Messenger RNA from Sciurus carolinensis (gray squirrel), 1296 nucleotides. RefSeq names its product gem nuclear organelle associated protein 7 (gene Gemin7). Gene Ontology annotation, molecular function: RNA binding. Gene Ontology annotation, biological process: spliceosomal snRNP assembly. The coding region runs from base 489 to 884 and encodes 131 amino acids. The record is from RefSeq and is a predicted model, not a curated record. Gene Ontology annotation, cellular component: SMN-Sm protein complex. The transcript has 4 exons. NCBI's taxonomy places the organism in Eukaryota, Metazoa, Chordata, Mammalia, Rodentia, Sciuridae.
UUGUACUCUGUAAAGUGGGCAUCCUAGACGCCCCCCACUAACAGGCUGGCCGAUCUGAGGCGCCGGCGGGGUGGUGACCGGGGCGGUGCCCGGAGCCGAGCCUCCCAGCCGGCCGCGACCACGUGGGGCGGCGGCGGCGGCGGCGCGGGCGGAACCCAGGCUCGGCGGCUCGCGGCCCGCCCGGGCCUCUGCAGCGGGGGCCCCGGCGGAAGUGGGGGCGCCAGAAGCUGCUGACCUGGUUUCUUAUCAGGUCACACCUUGACUCCAGAACCCUCAAGGUCUCCCCCCUGCCAUUGGAAAAAGUUUGUCCUUCUGCGUAGGGCAGGGCGAGGGCCACUGCUCCAUUGACAGACCAACCCCAGUUGGCUCCCUUUCUGCCACUCUCCAACCUGUACCAGUUCCAGAUUCAGCCAGCGGGAUUCUUUUCGGAAGCAGGAUUUCCUGAUGGCCUGAAUGGUUUGCGUGUGAGAGGAAGCUGAGCCAGCACAAUGCAGACUCCACUGGCCAUUCCUGUGCCUGUGCUCCGGCUCCCCCGGGGCCCUGACGGCUUGAGUCGAGGCUUUGCCCCUGAUGGACGCAGGGCCCCCCUGAAGCGUGUGGCUACUGAAAUCCAAGCGUGUCCCAUCCUUGAAGAAUAUCCAGAAUCCCAGGAACAGCGGGCCAGAGCCGCCCUUCGGGAGCGCUACCUCCGCAGCCUGCUGGCCAUGGUGGGUCGCCAGGUGAGCUUCACGCUGCACGAGGGUGUGCAUGUGGCCGCCCACUUUGGAGCCACUGACCUGGAUGUGGCCAACUUCUACGUGUCGCAGCUGCAGACUCCCAUAGGUGUGCAGGCUGAGGCACUGCUCCGAUGUAGUGACAUUAUCUCAUACACCUUCAAGCUGUGAAGAUAUUAUUGUGGUCACCCUUCCACUGUGGGCAUAGCCACAGUGUCCCAGGCCUCCAAAUGUUCCUGAAGCAGGCACACUGGGCCCCACAGAGUUCUGAUCUCCCUGGGAAUUUUGAGCCAACCACCUCUGGAUUCUUGAGGCCUUCAGGGUCUAGUUGUAAAAGUCUGCAACCCUAGGAAUUCUAGAUCCUGUUGAAAGGACUGCUCUACCUCACAGAACUCUGGACUCUACAAAGCAUGGGCCUGAUGCCAAUUCCUGAAAACCGGGGUGCGGGGGUGGGGCCUGGAGGAAGAUGAACUGCAGAGUGGGGAUUUGUUUAAUUGAAGAGGUUGCAGAAUUCAGCCACCCUGAAGAUAACUCCCCAGUGCUCCCCUCCUGCCAAAGAACCAAUUAUCCCAGGAAAGCUCGA